AUGGCUGAAUAUGAUUUAACAUCAAAAUUAGGUCGAUAUUUCGAUCGACAUCUUGUUUUUCCAUUAUUAGAAUUUUUAACUGAACGAAAUAUCUUUGAUGAGAAAGACAUUCUUCAAGCUAAAUAUGAUCUUUUACAACAUACGACUAUGGUUGAUUUUCAACUUGAUAUUCAUAAUAAACUUCAUCCGGAUGGAAUCGAACCAAAAGGUUUAGUUGAUAAACGUGAAGGAAUUGUAGCUCGUUUUAAUGAACUUUCCGAAGCAGUUCAACCAUUACUCGAUGCUGCUGUUACUGAAGAUGCAGCUCGACUUAUUGAAAAUCAACGAAAUAGUGAUUCAAUGCUUGCAUUAGACUUUUUACACAAAAAAUUCAAUAUUGAACGAAGUAUGGUCGAUGAUCUUCAUACAUUUGCACGUUAUGUUUAUGAUUGUGGUGAUUAUUCUCGAGCAGCUGCAAAUUUAGGUCUUUAUCGAGCACUUGUUCCAAAUAAUGAUAAAAAUAUGAUGUCAUGUUUAUGGGGUAAAUUAGCAUCGGAAAUUCUUAUGCAACGUUGGGAUGAAGCAUAUGAUGAUUUAAAUCAUUUAAAAGUUGCCAUUGAAAAUAAUAAUUCUCGUUCACCAAUAGAUUUAUUACAUCAACGUACAUGGUUUAUUCAUUGGUCAUUAUUCGUUUAUUUUAAUCAUCCACAAGGUCGUGAUGAUCUCGUACAAUUAUUUCUUAAUUCAGCAGCAUCAACAUCAACAAAUCAAACCAAUAUAUAUUUAAAUACUUUACAAACAACGGCACCACAUUUAUUACGUUAUUUAGCUGCAGCUGUUAUAAUUAAUCCAAGAAAAAAAAAUGACAGAGUAUUGAAAGAACUUGUUAAAAUUAUUCAACAGGAAUCAUAUGCAUUUCGUGAUCCAAUAACAGAAUUUCUUGAAUGUCUUUAUGUUCAUUUUGAUUUCGAUAAUGCACAAAAGAAAUUACGGGAUUGUACAGCUGUACUUAAUAAUGAUUUUUUCCUUAUUGGUUGUAUGGAUGAAUUUAUGGAAAAUGCUCGAUUACUUAUAUUUGAAACAUUUUGUCGUAUUCAUCGUUGUAUUACAAUUGAAAUGCUUGCUGAAAAAUUAAAUAUGAGUCCAGAAGAAGCUGAACGUUGGAUUGUUAAUUUAAUACGUAAUGCAAAUUUAGAUGCAAAAAUUGAUUCACAAGGAGGAACAGUUGUUAUGGGCUCACAAGUUUUAUCACCCUAUCAAACAAUUAUUGAAAAAACAAAGAAUUUAUUUACACGAACACAAAGUUUGGCUCAUAAUAGUGAAAAAAAGAAAGAUACAAACGCAAAUUGGCAUAAUUAUCAAACACAACAAUCACAACCAAACAGUGGAGCUGUUCCAUCGAACGAGUGA
This is a messenger RNA of Adineta steineri, 1389 nucleotides long. The record is from the annotation of a GenBank genome assembly. Lineage: Eukaryota; Metazoa; Rotifera; Eurotatoria; Adinetida; Adinetidae.